Molecule: messenger RNA, 339 nt
Organism: Talaromyces proteolyticus
Lineage: Eukaryota; Fungi; Ascomycota; Eurotiomycetes; Eurotiales; Trichocomaceae
Product: alkyl sulfatase dimerization-domain-containing protein
Exons: 1
Coding region: 1-339 (112 amino acids)
Biological process (GO): dodecyl sulfate metabolic process
Molecular function (GO): linear primary-alkylsulfatase activity; protein dimerization activity
Source: RefSeq, a predicted model, not a curated record
AUGGUUUGGUACGAUGGGACCCCAGCGUACCUAUGGGAACACUCUCCUGUUCCCUCAGCUCUUCGCUAUGUUAAAUGUAUGAGAGGGAUAGAGAAUGUGGUUGCAUUAGGCAAGCAGUACAGCGAUGACGGAGAUCUGCGAUUUGCGGCCACCCUGCUCAGUCAUGCCGUCUUUGCUGACCAGAAUAACGACAGUGCAAAGGAAGCCCUGCAAUCGGUCCAUCUUCAGCUGGGCUAUGGAGCUAAAAUGGAACAUGACGCAACAUUUACCUUACGGGGGCAUACGAGCUGGAUCAUUCCAAUCGGCCGUCGCGACUCUUCAAGAAUGCCGCGACAUUAA